Messenger RNA from Brassica rapa (field mustard), 1060 nucleotides. Its product is annotated as pre-mRNA cleavage factor Im 25 kDa subunit 1. Gene Ontology annotation, molecular function: mRNA binding. NCBI's taxonomy places the organism in Eukaryota, Viridiplantae, Streptophyta, Magnoliopsida, Brassicales, Brassicaceae. The record is from RefSeq and is a predicted model, not a curated record. Gene Ontology annotation, biological process: mRNA 3'-end processing. Gene Ontology annotation, cellular component: mRNA cleavage factor complex.
CUUUCCCUCUCACAUUCUCGCCGGCGUCAGCUAUUAGCACCGUUUAGCGGAGAAGAGCUCUCUGGAGCCGCCACGUCUCACCGAUCAUACUACGACAUCUCUUCUUCUUUUACUUUCUUCACUCUUCUGUCCUGGUGAUCGCUUCGUUGGACUUUCCUGGGGGAAACUAUGGGUGAAGAAGCACCAAUUUUAGAUAUAGAGAGCAGCGAAGAGAACGCGACGAGAAGAAACGAGGACUCGAUGGUAGAUUUAUAUCCGCUUAGCAGCUACUACUUCGGUUCGCGAGACGCUGUUCGCGUCAAGGACGAGAUGAUCGCUGAUCGUGUCGUCAGAUUGAAAUCAGAUUACGCUGCUCAUGGAUUGAGGACUUGCGUUGAAGCUGUUCUUCUGGUUGAGCUGUUCAAGCAUCCUCAUGUUUUACUUCUUCAGUAUAGAAACUCCAUCUUCAAGCUUCCUGGUGGUCGUUUGAGACCUGGUGAAUCAGAUGUUGAUGGUCUGAAACGCAAGCUCGCAUCAAAGCUUUCAGUUAACGAGAACGUUCUUCUUCCGGGUUUGGAGGUAGGAGAAUGCAUAGGGAAGUGGUGGAGACCAAACUUUGAGACAUUAAUGUAUCCCUUCUUGCCACCCAAUGUGAAACACCCUAAGGAAUGCUUAAAGCUUUUUCUUGGGAGACUAGCGUUACAUCAACAGUUUGUCGUGCCUAAAAACUUCAAGCUCCUCGCUGUUCCCUUGUGCCAACUCCAUGAGAACGAAAAGACUUAUGGGCCAAUCAUAUCGCAGAUUCCCAAGCUUCUUUCCAAGUUCUCAUUCAACAUGAUGGAGAUAUGAUGAACAAACCUUUUGUAUGUGAUUAUAUGUGUUUGGUGAAAUCUUUUGUAUGUGAUUAAACUAAUAUGCGUACGGAUGUGGUAAAAAGCUUUGUUCUAAUUGAUUAGAGAGUAGUAGACAUGAACUACAUAGACUUAUUAUUCUACACGAUAUUUCUUCAUACGUGUGAUUAUUAAUAUUGUAGACAUGUAUGCUUCUGUGGUUCAAGAAAAAAAAAAGACAUGUGUGCUUU